Molecule: messenger RNA, 1758 nt
Organism: Microthlaspi erraticum
Lineage: Eukaryota; Viridiplantae; Streptophyta; Magnoliopsida; Brassicales; Brassicaceae
Source: the annotation of a GenBank genome assembly
AUGGCGUCCGCUAAUGCUCUCUCUUCCGCCUCCGUCCUCUGCUCUUCACGACAGGGAAAGCUAAGUGGGGGAAAUCAGCAGAAAGGUCAAAGAGUAAGCUACAGGAAAGCAAACAGACGUUUCAGUGUUAGAGCAAAUGUUAAGGAAAUCGCUUUUGACCAGAGCUCAAGAGCUGCUCUUCAAGCUGGUAUUGACAAGCUUGCUGAUUGUGUUGGUCUCACUCUCGGCCCAAGAGGAAGGAAUGUUGUGUUGGAUGAAUUUGGAAGCCCCAAGGUGGUGAAUGAUGGAGUCACUAUUGCAAGAGCUAUUGAGCUACCUGACGCCAUGGAAAAUGCUGGUGCGGCGCUUAUCCGUGAGGUUGCGAGUAAGACUAAUGACUCGGCUGGUGAUGGGACAACCACUGCGUCUAUCCUUGCUCGGGAAAUCAUCAAACAUGGACUAUUGAGUGUCACUUCUGGUGCGAAUCCCGUUUCGCUCAAGAGAGGGAUUGAUAAAACUGUUCAGGGUUUAAUAGAAGAGCUUGAGAAGAAAGCUAGACCUGUUAAAGGUCGUAAUGACAUCCAAGCCGUGGCUACAAUCUCUGCUGGAAAUGAUGAGCUUGUGGGAACAAUGAUUGCUGAUGCCAUUGACAAAGUUGGACCUGAUGGGGUUUUGUCCAUUGAAUCUUCAUCUUCUUUUGAGACCACUGUCGAAGUUGAAGAAGGAAUGGAGAUUGACAGAGGUUACAUCUCACCUCAGUUUGUUACAAACCCUGAGAAACUUCUGGUUGAGUUUGAGAAUGCUCGGGUGUUGAUCACUGAUCAGAAGAUCACUGCAAUCAAAGACAUCAUCCCCAUCUUGGAGAAGACCACUCAGCUUCGAGCUCCAUUGUUGAUUAUCGCAGAGGAUGUUACAGGGGAGGCCUUGGCAACUCUUGUUGUGAACAAACUCCGUGGUGUCCUCAAUGUUGUCGCCGUUAAAGCUCCUGGAUUCGGAGAAAGAAGAAAAGCUAUGCUUCAAGAUAUCGCAAUCUUGACAGGAGCUGAGUACCAAGCCCUUGACAUGGGCUUGUUGGUCGAAAACACAACCAUAGAGCAAUUAGGUAUUGCAAGAAAGGUCACAAUCAGCAAAGACUCGACUACACUUAUUGCAGAUGCAGCUUCCAAGGAUGAGUUACAAGCUAGGAUCUCCCAGCUAAAGAAAGAACUAUUCGAGACGGACUCUGUGUAUGACUCGGAGAAGCUCGCUGAGAGAAUUGCUAAACUAUCUGGUGGUGUUGCUGUCAUUAAAGUCGGAGCAGCAACCGAGACUGAGCUUGAAGACCGUAAGCUUCGUAUCGAGGAUGCAAAGAACGCCACUUUCGCUGCUAUCGAGGAAGGUAUAGUUCCUGGUGGUGGUGCUGCUUUGGUGCAUCUCUCAACUGUUAUUCCCGCCAUUAAGGCCACGUUUGAAGAUGCUGAUGAACGUCUUGGAGCUGAUAUAGUACAGAAGGCAUUGGUGGCACCAGCUGCACUUAUUGCGCAGAACGCUGGGAUUGAAGGAGAAGUUGUAGUCGAAAAGAUUUUGGAGAGCGACUGGGAGCUCGGUUACAAUGCAAUGACUGAUACUUAUGAGAAUCUGUUGGAAGCUGGAGUGAUCGAUCCUGCAAAAGUGACGAGAUGUGCGCUUCAGAACGCUGCUUCGGUUGCCGGAAUGGUCCUGACCACUCAGGCCAUUGUUGUUGACAAACCUCAACCGAAGGCUCCUGCUGCUGCUCCUCCUCAGGGUCUCAUGGUGUAG